This is a messenger RNA of Penicillium canariense, 2538 nucleotides long. RefSeq lists its product as uncharacterized. Lineage: Eukaryota; Fungi; Ascomycota; Eurotiomycetes; Eurotiales; Aspergillaceae. The record is from RefSeq and is a predicted model, not a curated record. The transcript has 12 exons. Bases 1 to 2538 code for a protein of 845 amino acids.
AUGGGAAAUCUAUCACUGGACACCACCGACCCAGUCCAGCUUUCUAAAUUCUUCUCUGACUGUGGUCGAACUUACCCAUUUUACGGCAUCCCACCGGAGGAGAUCCCAGAAUCGCCAUUUUUCUCCCACGUAUUUCAAAAUGCGCUGCUCAAUGGGAUUCAGCUUGCGAGAAACUCGGCCACCAUACUCGAACAAUUGCUUGCCCGCCAAAAUCGCCAUGAACAUGCUGGGAGCUCUGUGAAGCAAGCAGGCGAAUUGAACUUUGGCACUAAGACUAUUGCCUUUCUAGGAAACUCAGGAGUGGGCAAGAGCAGCGUAAUCAAUUCUCUCCUUGACUUCCCUGAUAUUGCUUCAAUUGGGGACAUGAGCUCAGCUUGCACCACGGUCGUUACCGAAUACAGGCAAAUGGGUUUGGGCCAAGCCCAGCGCAUCAAAAUUGAGGUCGAGUAUCUUUCCGAAAUGGCUAGCAAAGAACACAUCAAAGAACUUUUGUGGAGUUUCCGCCGCAGCAUCUUUUUACCAGAUGUUUCAGAGGACUCAUUGAGCGCAAGUGACUACACAAAAGAUGAGGAGUCAAAACAGGCCUGGCUCGCUUUAAGUGCGGCUUUUGGCAGUGAGGAAGGAUUUAACCAUAACUUCCUUUGCGAUCAGUCCGACAGAGCUUUCGAACGGAUAACCGACCAAUUGGUUUGGUGGUCCAAAAAUAUCCCAUGGCCUUCAGGGAGCACUGACGGUAAAUGGACCACAUAUGCAGAGACUGCAGAUGAGUGCUUCGAGUAUAUAAGACCGUUCGUGCGUGAUAGGCUCUGGCCGUUUACUAGGAUUAUUCGCAUGCUCUUUAGGAUAUUCCUUGAUGCUCCAAUUUUGAGAGUGGGACUUGUCAUUGCGGAUUUACCUGGUCUCCAGGAUACGAAUCUAGCAAGAGUCAAAGCAGCACAGGAAUAUCUUACUAAAUGUGACCACAUAUUCCUGGUUGCUGAUAUCUCUCGGGCCCUCACUGACCAAUCUCUGAAAACGUCCUUGGAGUCGGCAAUUUCUCAUUCUGCACCAUCGAGUGGGGAAGAUUCAAGGGGGAAGGGAUUACGAAUCGCGGUGAUCUGCACAAAAUCAGAUGUCAGUAUUCUCUCAACACGAGGACACAACAUCACUAAUAACAAAAAGGUGAUCAAUGUCAAAGCAGCUCAAAGAGAACUUCGAGGCUCGGAAUCCGACUUUCCGAUUUCUCGGAUCGAAGGACUGGACUCCGCAAUCGAGCAAGCUACUAGUCAAGCCCACAAGCAGCAACUGAUGCGGGAGAAGGAAAUACUUUUCAUUGAAGGCAGAAACAGACACGUGGAAAGAGGACUCAAGACCGUGUACGAGAAUAGUUUGGACGGAGACCUGAAUGUCUUUUGCGUGUCAAACUUCCGUUACGAAGAAUGUUCUCGUCAACAGGACAGUGAGAUGGAUCGAAGAUUGCGUGCUAUAAGCGGUAUUCCCGAACUGCGAAAAUUCUGCUACUUCCUGUCCGCAGAUUCGAGGUUACGCGACGCUAAAAACUUUCUUCGAGCGACGCUGCCCAGUCUAAUUACCUCGAUAAGCAUGCACUGUAGAGACAAAGAAUCAUUGAUGCAAAAGCCACGGGAUCCGAUGAAGUUUGAUAUUUCGGCAAUGAGGGGAAUAAGAGAUGUGAUCUUGAGUGAUCUCGAGAAAGCCGAGAGAAACCUGGAGAUGUGUUUCAAAGAUUGGAUACUCGAGUAUUCUGAUAACCGUCAGGCGCACUGGCAAGAAGUUGCAACAAAGAAAGGGCUUGAAUGGAUUGAUUGGCCCUGGGUGAAAUACCGAACCUGUUGCCUCAAUAGAGGACGACAUAUCCCUUCCACGGGAAAGUACGUUGACUGGAACAGUGAACUGAUUUGGAAAAUGCGGGCGGAAUCCGACUUCCAGUGGGAUGGACUCGAGGAUGAGCUUCGUGGGAUAAUUCAAGACCUAUGCGCUUCCAUCCGGUACAGGUUCGGGGCUUUGAAGAAGUUCCAAUUUGGGGCUCAUGGAUUUCCCUCCAAAAUGAUUGAAAGCCUUGACCAUCAGCUGCAGGAAGUCAAUUUCCAAUACGAAAACUCGCAAAGAGAUUUGACCUCAGAAAUCCGAAGCAUUCGUGCUAAGACGUUGGAGUCCAACGAGGCGUCAUUUAUUGUGCAAGAGAUGAUUCCUGCUUACCGAGCUGCAGUUACAAGCCCUGACAAGGCCAAAGCUCAGCGCGACAUAGUUCAAGGCCGGAUUGAGAGUGGAACACUUUUUCCCAACAUCAUCCGUGCGGUUUCAAACAGCAUGACCAAUGUAUCUCGAAGAUUUUUUGACGACAUGGCAAAUAUCACCGGAGAGGUGUUCAAGCACAUCGAACGCGAUGUGUACUCAGCCAUGGCUCAGAAGGAGAAGGAGAACCAGGCCCGCGAUGGGCAACAACACAGAGGGUCGGAUUUUGAAGUUCAGCUUCCGCACAAGCUCGGCCGCUUGAAAGACAAACAUGCAAGGAUCCUGAUGCAAAUCGCUGAUUUUUGA